Messenger RNA from Eremomyces bilateralis CBS 781.70, 979 nucleotides. RefSeq names its product HET-domain-containing protein. The coding region runs from base 1 to 819 and encodes 272 amino acids. The record is from RefSeq and is a predicted model, not a curated record. NCBI's taxonomy places the organism in Eukaryota, Fungi, Ascomycota, Dothideomycetes, Eremomycetales, Eremomycetaceae. The transcript is spliced from 2 exons.
AUGCGGCUCCUUCGCACGAAAGACCUCCGAUUUGAGGAGUAUUUUGGGAAGCCUACUCCGCCAUACGCCAUCCUUUCCCAUACCUGGUACCCUGAUCAUGAGGAAGUCACCUAUCGAGAGAUGUGCGUAGGAAAAGGAACGAAAAAGCUUGGAUACGACAAAGUCCGAAAGUGCGGACAGAUUGCAGCCGGGAACGGCCUCAAGUACUUCUGGGUCGACACAUGCUGCAUUGACAAGUCCAACAAUGUGGAGCUUACUGAGUCGAUACGGUCGAUGUUCGAAUGGUACAGAAAAGCCAGAGUUUGCUACGCCUACCUUUCCGACGUGUCGGCCUUGUCGUUCCGACCCACGGUAUCGUGCUUCAAGGCAAUCAAGUGGUUCACGCGAGGCUGGACGCUCCAAGAGUUUCUAGCACCCGCCGAUGUGCAAUUUAUUUCCAAAGAAUGGAAGUACCUAGGGAGUAAGGCAGGGAACCUGACGAGAGUCAUCGAAGAAUUCACUGGGAUUCCAAAAGCUGUACUGGAGGGAGUGGCACUGACUAUGUUCUCUGUCGCAGAGAGAAUGUCAUGGGCAGUCGGGCGCAGAACCACACGUGUCGAGGAUAUUGCGUACUCUCUGAUGGGCAUCUUUGAUGUAGAUAUUCCACCACUUUAUGGAGAGAAGGGAAACGCCUUUAUAAGACUACAAGAGGAGAUAAUGAGGCGAACUGAUGAUCAGUCCAUAUUUGCCUGGAAAGAACCUGACCCAUCCUUCCCCAAGAAAUUGAUGGUUGAUUAUCCUCGACAUCCUCCUCCUGCCUAUGGAAGUAGAGAGACGUGAUAUUGUUGAUGUACAUAAGUGUGGCGGCAUUUCAUCGCUAUAGGCGACAUAAGACGAAGAGAAGAUGGAAAUUAAGCGUUUUCGAUGCCCUAGAGGUGUACUUCGAAACUAAGAAUUUUGUCCACGCUGAAUGGUGAUUCCUAUCAAAAUGAAUGUUAAU